This is a messenger RNA of Oryctolagus cuniculus (rabbit), 968 nucleotides long. The record is from RefSeq and is a predicted model, not a curated record. Lineage: Eukaryota; Metazoa; Chordata; Mammalia; Lagomorpha; Leporidae.
GUGUGGCCAGGCGGCUCGGACUGAGCAGGGCUUCCCUCACCACCGGAUUCUGUAGCGUACACUGCCAGUCUCUUGUCUUCCUUCACCAUGGCGUCUUCUGAUAUUCAGGUGAAAGAACUGGAGAAGCGUGCUUCGGGCCAGGCUUUUGAGCUGAUUCUCAGCCCUCGGUCAAAAGAAUCUGUCCCGGAUUUCCCCCUUUCCCCUCCGAAGAAGAAGGAUCUUUCCCUGGAGGAGAUUCAGAAGAAAUUAGAAGCUGCUGAAGAAAGACGCAAGUCCCAUGAAGCCGAGGUCUUGAAGCAGCUUGCCGAGAAACGGGAGCACGAGAAAGAAGUGCUGCAGAAAGCGAUAGAAGAGAACAACAACUUCAGCAAAAUGGCGGAAGAGAAACUGACCCACAAGAUGGAAGCUAACAAAGAGAACCGGGAGGCCCAGAUGGCUGCCAAGCUGGAGCGUUUGCGAGAGAAGGAUAAGCACAUUGAGGAAGUGCGGAAGAACAAAGAAUCCAAAGACCCCGCUGAUGAGACUGAAGCUGACUAAGUUCUGAGAAUUGACUUUCUCCCCUUCCCCUUCCUAAAUAUCCAAAGACUGUACUGGCCAGUGUCGUUUCAUUUGUUCCCUCCUGACAAAUACCCUAGCAGCUGAUGUAGGACUGUAUAGGUAGACCCGACCGUAAGAUGUUGUUUUAGGGGCUAAGGGGAGAAACUGAAAGUGUUUGACUCCUUUUCUAAAGUGUUGGUCUUUCUAAUGUAGCUAUUUUUCUUGCAUCUUUCCUACUUCAGUACACUCGUGUACUGGGUUAAUGGCUAGUACUGUAUUGGCUCUGUGAAAACAUGUUUGUGAAGAGUAUGUAGUGGCUCCUUCCGAACCAUUAGAUGCUGAUUAUCUGUUCACUCUUCAAUCCCAAUUCUGUCCCCAUCUUACCAGAUGCUACUGUACUUGAAUGGUUAAUAAAGCUGCACAGUGCUGUU